Ilex paraguariensis (yerba mate) is the source of this 4768-nucleotide messenger RNA. NCBI's taxonomy places the organism in Eukaryota, Viridiplantae, Streptophyta, Magnoliopsida, Aquifoliales, Aquifoliaceae. The record is from the annotation of a GenBank genome assembly.
UGGAAACUCUUUCUUUCUAGGGUUUUAUUAUUAGAGCCGUUGGACGUUCCUGUCCAAACCACACGCCUUUCUCUCUCCCUCGCACAACCAUCCAAGCUUCUAGUAAUUUAUUCAGGCAAUGACCGAUUCAAUGGAAGCCAUCAUCGAUUCACUUUCGAGCAGUUUCCGACGAGUUCCUCCAGCGGCUGUUCCGGCUAUGUUGGACUGUAUAUUAGCAUCAACCGGCUCAUCUCCAUCGACACUUUUCUCUUCUCUUCUCAAUGCUUUUCCCAGUCUCACUGAGGAAACUAUGGAGGAGAGUGAAAGAUUGGAUUAUGAGGAAUGUAACUAUAUCGCCUCGUUUGUGGAUGCAUUAUGUCAUCUGUUAAAGAAGUCAGGGGCUAAUCUCGGAUCUCUGCGGUCAUUUAUUUGGAAAAUUUUAAUACCACUAGUAAAGCUUAUACAUGCCUAUGAUCGUGAAAUACUAAACAAGGUUGCAAGUUCGUUCCUUGAUGUUGUGGUUGAAACAAACAGCUGGGAAAUUUUAGAAGCAACCAUGGUGCCAUUUUUCCUGAGAGUGAUAGGUCUGUCAGCGGGGAUGGUUCGAAAUGAAGAAUUAGCAAUUUACAGAUGGGCUACGUACCCAGCUUACCAGAGUUUUGAUGAUCAGCUGACUGCUUUGGAAUUUUUUGAGGGUUAUAAUGGCCAGUCAAGUGGUUCGGACUUGAAUAGAGACUCCAUAAUGUCUCAAUUUGGGUCUUUUCCUUUACCUACAUCUUGCCAUAUUUUAACCUUAAUAUUGGAUGCUUCUCUACAAAAUAAAUGUCCCGUGGAAAGCACCCCCGGAUUGACCGUAGCAAAUGGAUUUUGUCCUGAAAUGUUUGCUGGAAAUUUGCUUUGGGAUCUUUGUAAUAUAACCCUACGAAUGCUUUCCCUAAGUUUGGAACUUCGGUCUUCUGCAAUUACCUUUCUCCUACCAUUCAUAUUUAAAGCAUUUGUUUCUGAUCGUGCUUUUAAAGUCUCAGUUCAUGGGCAGACAUGUACACUUAAUAGGAAGCAUUUCUUUUUGAAAAUAUGGAAGUGCUGCAGAACACUGUUUUCUAUGGGGCCUUCAGAGAGAAGAGAUGCUUAUGCUGUACUCUCUCUGUACUUAUCUUUCUUCUCUUGUACUGAUGGAUGUCAAGAUGCCAUUAUAUGUGAUGGAGAAGAAGCAUUUGACUUAAGAACGGAGAAGGGUUUUUGGGAUGACUUAAAAAGAGGCUUGGUCGAGAAGGAGGGUUUGGUGAGAAAACAGUCAUUACAUAUCUUGAAGACAAUGGUACGUACAAGGGAGGAAAACCAAUAUACCUCUGUUGUUUCAGAGACAAUAUCAGGAGGGAAAAGUUCGGUUGCUGGUGGUAUAACAAAAAGGGGGCUAUGGGCUGACAAGGAAGCCAAGUCACUGGGCGUAGGGAGACUAUGCAAUUCAGUGGAUCACUGUUUGAACAGUCAGCAGAAAUGGGGGGCAUUCUUCCUUCUAUAUGAAAUGCUUGAGGAGUAUGGGACUCAUUUGGUUGACGCAGCAUGGAACCACCAGAUAACCUUGUUGCUUCAUUCUUCUUUCCCAUCUGAUAAUAGUGUGAACUCUAGCAGUAGUGGGUUCCAUCCAAAUCAGAUAGAUACAUUGUCAGAAAUUUUUAAUUGGUCGGCUGUCCUGUGGGAACGGGGCUUUCGCCAUGAUAAUCCUCAAGUAAGGUGUUUGAUCAUGCAGUCAUUUUUGGGUAUCGAGUGGAAGAACUUUGGAAACCUUGCCAAAUUGGUGCCUGAAGACUUUGUACUUGGUCCAUUUGUGCAAGGGUUGAAUGAUCCCGUGCACCACAAAGAUUUUGGAGUAAAAGGAGUCUACUGUUCAAGGACUAUUGAAGGUGCUGCCAGAUUCUUAUGUCAAUAUACAGGCUAUCUUAAUUUGAGGAAACAAAUAGCAUUCUUGAACAAUUUAGCUUAUUUCGCCAAAAAGCAUUCGCUUGGACGACCUGGCUUGAUGGCACUUGCUGACUGCAUUGCGUCAGCUGCUUGUAGAGUUCGAACACCCAACAACCAUGAAGUUGAAUGGUCUAAAGAUGCUUCAACUGAUGUGGUCCAAGUCGAAUCUGCUCAAGAAAGUUCUUUUCACAAUGAUAAAGCUGACUUAUUGGAUAAUUUACGGUUUAUUACUGAGAGCAGCAAACAACAUUUCAAUCACAAGUAUCGUUGUCAAGUUUGUGAGAAAAUUCUGGAUGCUGCUGCUUCAGUGAUGUCUGUGCUUGAUGUGCCUCUUGAGGUCCUUCUGCAUUUCAUUGCAACCCUGCCACAGGAAUUUACUGAUUGUGGAGGUUUGUUAAGAUUAAAAGUACAACAAUGGCUCUCUGGGUGUGGUGAAAAGCAUGCCACUUCUACUUGUCGUGUCAGUAAUGUGCAACUUUUGAAGAUUCUGGGUGAUUUCCCUAAGAAUUUUGUUAGUCGUCAUCAAUCGGUCGAUACUUUUGCUACUUACGACGAUGAGGACUUGGAUGCAUGGGGUUUUGAAGCAGAGAGAUGGGCGAGAGUGCUGUUUCUUGUAAUCAAGGAGGAACAACAUUUGGAUCCUAUUUUGAUGUAUAUUCAAAAUGAUGGCGUUGAUGUCUGCAAAUGGACCAGACAUUUGACAUGCGCACCUUUGAAGUUUCUCAUCCUUGCUUUGAGCUUGAUUCAGGAACUUAUAGUAAUGCAAGAGAAAACAGGCAACGGUGGUAUGGGAGGGAGAACCAAAUCAGAUCUUUACCUGCCUGAGAGUGUUGGUCACUCCAGAAUUCCCAAAGCUUCCAUUUGUUUGGAGAAAUUCUCCAAAAUGUUUCUUUCUAUAUUGAAAGAGCUGGUCUCAUUUGCCGAAUUGCCUUGUUCAAUAUUCUGGUCCAAUGUGGUGAAGGAGGAAGCAGUUCUGCCUGGUUCCAUUGUAGGAAAGCUAGGAGGUCCAAGUCAACGUCGGCUAUCAACUUCUGCCACUACUACUGUUUUGCAAGCUAUAACAGCAGUGAAGACUGUUGCAUCUAUUUCUUGGUGGUGUGCGCAGUUUGGGAAUGACGUUAUACUUGAUUCUGCUUUAACUUUUCUCUGGAAAACCUCCUGGAAGAUCAUUUCAUCUUCAACAUGUAAUUCAGAGACUGAAGCAGAAAUUUGCGUAGCAGCAUAUGAAGCACUGGCUUAUGUUUUGAAAACACUAGUUUGUUCAUUCUCUCCUUUAGCUUUGGAUCUUGUCAUGGAAAAUGAUGAAUCAUUACCACCAGAAACAGAUGGUAAACCCGUGGUGGAUUCUUUUGUUCGGGCUUUUCUUCAGAACAUCAAUAAUCUCGUUGCAGUUGGAAGUUUAACAAGAUCUCGGCGGGCAAUUUUAUUGAAAUGGAAGUGGAUCUGCCUAGAGUCUCUGUUGUCAAUACCAAUCUAUGCUCGUGAGAAUGGAGUUCACUUAGUGAGUUGUAAUUGUUACUUCUCAGAUGCUACUGUCAGAUGGAUUUUUCGUGACCUUGUUGAGAGCCUCGAGAAUGCUGGGGAAGAUUCUGUUUUGCCCAUGCUAAGAUCUGUCAGAUUGAUAUUGGAGCUGUUUGCUUCAGGAAAGAUAGGUGCAGUAGUUUCCUCAUGCGAUGGCGUGGAUGUUCAGAUGAUGUGGCAGUUGGUUCGUUCUUCUUGGAUAUUGCAUGUCAGCUGCAACAAGAGGAGGGUUGCUCUUAUUGCUGCACUUUUAUCUUCUGUCUUGCAUUAUUCAGUGUUUAGUGAUGAGAGGAUGCAUGAAAUCGACUAUGAACCUGGACCUUUAAAGUGGUUUGUUGAGAAAAUUUUGGAGGAAGGCAGAAAAAGUCCACGUACUAUUCGUCUGGCAGCAUUACAUCUGACAGGGUCUUGGCUCGCAAAUCCCAUUACCAUAAAGUAUUACAUGAAAGAGCUGAAGCUGUUAACUCUGUAUGGUUCUGUUGCAUUUGAUGAGGAUUUUGAAGCUGAAUUGGCUGAAAAUCAUGAUGCAAGGAGUGAAGUAUUUUUAUUGGCUAAAAGCCCAGACCAAGAGCUGACUGAAGAAUUUGUCAACACAGAGCUGUAUGCACGUGUAUCUGUUGCUGUUUUGUUCUACAAACUAGCGGAUUUGGCCGAUUUGGUGGGAGGAUCGAUAAAUGGAAAUAUAACCAACCAUGCUAUCCUUGAAUCUGGCAAAUUGUUUCUGCUUGAGCUUCUUGAUUCUGUGUUAAAUGAGCAGGAUCUUUCUAAGGAGUUGUAUAAAAAGUACAGUGCGAUACAUAGGCGCAAAAUUCGUGCAUGGCAAAUGGUUUGCAUUUUGGCACGAUUUGUCGAUAAAGAUAUAGUCCAGAAAGUUACAUGUAGCUUGCACACAUCCCUUCAUAGAAACAAUUUGCCUGGUGUUCGACAAUACUUAGAGACAUUUGCUAUCCAUAUAUACUUGAAGUUCCCAUCAUUGGUUGGGGAGGAACUAAUUCCAUUACUUCGAAGUUAUGAUAUGAGGCCUCAGGCUUUAUCUUCAUACGUAUUCAUAGCAGCUAAUGUCAUCCUCCAUUCAACUGACAUGGUUCAAUCUAGGCAUUUGGAUGAAUUACUUCCUCCUAUAAUUCCAUUGUUGACCUCACAUCAUCAUACUUUACGGGGUUUUACCCAGUUGUUAGUGUACCAAAUCCUUCACAAACUGUUGCCAGCAAUGGAUUCUAUCCCCUCUGAGACCAUGUCUUUAGAGAAGAGGUGCUUUCAGGAUUUAAAAGCUUACUUGGCAGGUAACUCGGACUGUGCACGGUAA